GAUGAGGAAGGAGGAAGAGAGUGCACUCCAGGCAGGGAGCAAUACAUGACCAGUACAAAGGCCUAGAGAGAAGAGAUGGAGGCCUCAGAUGAAGAACGAAAAGGUUGUAAAAUCCCGCAGCCCCGAGUCCAGGCCAUGGAGAAUUCAGACAAGAAAACAGAGGUGGUCCUCCUGGCCUGUGGCUCCUUUAACCCUAUCACCAACAUGCACCUGCGGUUGUUUGAGUUGGCCAGGGACUACAUGAACGACACAGGAAGAUAUCAAGUUAUUAAAGGCAUCAUUUCCCCUGUUGGUGAUGCGUAUAAGAAGAAAGGACUCAUCAGUUCCUGUCACCGAGUCACUAUGGCAGAACUUGCCGCACAGUGCUCCAGAUGGCUGGAGGUGGAUGCCUGGGAAAGCCUGCAGAAUGAGUGGAUAGAGACGGUCAGAGUGCUCAGCUACCAUCGGCAGAAAUUAGAAGCUAGGAACUCCGGCAUUAGCAGCUCCAUUUCUUCACUACAUCCUGGAGGGAAGAGGAGGAGGAUUGACGAAUGCCAGAAUUUUAGUAAAAAGAAAUUGCCAACAUCAGAACAUAGAGAUACUGUACCACAGUUAAAGUUGCUGUGUGGAGCAGAUCUUUUGGAGUCUUUUGGUGUCCCCAACUUGUGGAAGCUGGAAGAUAUCACCACCAUUGUGGCAGACUACGGGCUUGUGUGUAUCACCCGGGCUGGAAAUAAUGCUGAGAAAUUUAUCUAUGAGUCAGAUGUUCUUUGGAAACACAGGCACAACAUUCACCUGGUCACCGAAUGGAUUACCAAUGACAUCUCAUCCACAAAGAUUCGGCAGGCUCUGAGGAGAGGCCAGAGCAUCCAAUAUUUGGUGCCAGAACCUGUCCGGCAAUACAUUGAAAAGUAUGAUUUGUACAGUUCAGAGAGUGAGGACAAGAAUGCAAAUGUUGUCCUGGCCCCUUUGCAGAAACACACACAAGAAGCCAAGCAGUAGAAGAGCACCAGCAAUGGCCAUCUUUCAGUCCUGGCCUCUGGAGGUGAAGUGACCAGGCUUUAGGAGACAGGAUCUUGUUUUAUAAACAAGAGUUAACAAUUAAU
Molecule: messenger RNA, 1085 nt
Organism: Gracilinanus agilis (Agile Gracile Mouse Opossum)
Lineage: Eukaryota; Metazoa; Chordata; Mammalia; Didelphimorphia; Didelphidae
Gene: NMNAT1
Product: nicotinamide nucleotide adenylyltransferase 1
Exons: 5
Coding region: 76-981 (301 amino acids)
Biological process (GO): NAD+ biosynthetic process
Molecular function (GO): nicotinate-nucleotide adenylyltransferase activity; nicotinamide-nucleotide adenylyltransferase activity
Source: RefSeq, a predicted model, not a curated record